Molecule: messenger RNA, 3619 nt
Organism: Amaranthus tricolor (Joseph's coat)
Lineage: Eukaryota; Viridiplantae; Streptophyta; Magnoliopsida; Caryophyllales; Amaranthaceae
Product: probable pectinesterase/pectinesterase inhibitor
Exons: 1
Coding region: 1003-2892 (629 amino acids)
Biological process (GO): cell wall modification
Molecular function (GO): pectinesterase inhibitor activity; pectinesterase activity
Source: RefSeq, a predicted model, not a curated record
AUCAAAUAUCUUUUUCGGUUUACGUAUCGGAAAAUAUGCGAAUAAGUACUUGCUUCGACGGUAUUUGCUUCGACGGUAUUUUCGAAAGAGUUAUCCCAUAAGGAUAAUCGCGACGUUCGGUUUUUGAAAAAAAAUCAUUAUGAUGGGUAAAAUUGACGUCAAAUAUCUUUUAUUUUUAUUUUGUUAAUUUAUGUGUUUUAAAUUUAAAUUAUUUAAAAAUACGAGUACUAAUGAAAUCUGCCAUAUAAAUAAAUUAACCUCUCAAAUUAGUCAAAUCCUCAAAUUUAACGGUCAAUUAACUUUUUCCGUUAAGUGGUAGUUAUUUGUAGGGAAAUAUAUCAGAUUAGUUAGUUUUUUGUAAAAAAAAAUAUACUCAAGAUAAUUUUUUACAAAUAGAAAUAUAAAUUAGUUUGUUUCUUAUAAUUUUUCCAUAAAAAAUAUAUCUUGUUCGGUGACUAAUACCCCUGCCUAAAAUUAAGUUUCCUUUGAUUAGAAAUUUUUACGAAAUAUGUCGAUAAUAGGGAAAAAAAAAAUUGUUAGUACUAAAAAAAUUUAACAUACCCUAAAUAAGAGAAAUCAUCAUCCAAAAAACAAAGUAUUCCCCAUUCUUUAAGGGCCAUAAUCUCAUGGAACCAUAGAUUUAACUACAAAAAUGGGGGACCUCAUAAGAAUUAUCGCCUUAUUUAGAGAAAAUUAAGGAGAUGGGAAAGACAGGUUAUCGUAAGUUUAACAUGAUCUUCAAAUGUUCAUAUAAAUAAUAGUGUGUAUAAAUAAAACAUGGAGGAGGUAGAAAAUUCUUUUCUGCGGCUCCGUGUCGCUUGAAUGGAUUCAAAGAAACAAUAAUUCGAAAAUAAAAUCCUUUCCCUUAUCAAAUAUAUUCCUUGAUCAUUUAUUCAUAUAUAUAAAAAGUUAAGGAAAUAUUAAUAUCAUUUAUAUUUUAUUAAUAAUUAUAUAUCUUUAAAAUUCACAAGGGAAUUAAAACUAUUAUAGGGGAAAGGAGAAAUGGGAAGCAAAGUAGUGGUGUUAAUAAUAUCCAUCAUCUUGGUGGUUGGGGUUGUGAUAGGAGUGGUGGCAGUGGUUCACCACCAAAAGCAGAAAGUAGACUAUGGGAAUAAGGACGACGAGAGCCUCUCUUUGUCGAUGAAGACGGUGAAUGCCCUUUGCUCUCGAUCCUCAUUCAAAGACGAAUGUAUCAAGAGCUUAGGCUCGGUGGCGCAAAAUCAAACUGCUACCCCUCAUGACUUUGUGAAUGCCGGUAUUAGAAUGAGUUUGCAGGAGAUAAUGAAGGCCAAUGACCUUACAGACACUCUUGUCCCAAAAGUUAAUGCUACCAAAAAUCCGGAGAGGUCUCGAAUGGCUAUUGAAAGUUGUAAGAACCUUUUCAAUUUGGCUAUAGAUCGCCUGAAUGGAACCAUUGAACGAGUUGAGGAUUCUAAAAUUUAUGAGCACAAGGACUUAGUUUGGAAUGUUCGUCUAUGGCUUAGUGAUGUAGUCACCUUUUCCACAAGUUGUGUAGAUGAGUUCGAUGAGGCCGAGGCUCCUGAACUACAAAAGACGAUGCAAGAUGGUGUUCUCAAUGCAACUCAGCUCACUAUUAACCUUGUCGAUAUUAUUACUACCUUUAAUGAGGCUCUUGGAGACUUGGAUCUAUCUCUAAAUGCAACCAAAUUAAACGAACUCUCUGCUAAUGUUAAUUGUACAGUGAAUACAUUUAGCAGCAGUCGUCGCCUCCUUGGCAUAGCCAUCGAUGGUGAGGGCUAUCCUACUUGGUUGUCUGCUACGGAUCGAAGGCUUUUAGGUGCCAAACAUGGAAAAAAGAGGAUCCAUCGGAAAAGGGGAAAGGGCAAGGGCAAAAAGAAAGGUAAGAAGGGAAAGGACAAGAAAGGAGUAAUUGUUGGAGGUGCCAUAGGAGCCGUAACAGCCCCUAGAAUUGCACCUGGGAUGAGGCCUAAUGCAGUGGUUGCUCAGGAUGGGAGUGGCCAGUUCAAGAGUAUCGUUGAUGCUCUAAAGGCUCAUCCAGGGAGGAAUAUUCAAGGGCGAUAUGUAAUUUAUGUUAAGGCGGGUAUCUAUAGAGAGGAUGUAUGGAUCGGAAAGGAACAACCUAAUGUUUUCAUGUAUGGGGACGGCCCUACCAGAACAGUGGUGACCGGUAGUAAGAGUUUUGCUAAGGGAUUCCAAACAUCAAAGACGGCUCCCUUUAAUGUGGAGGGUAUGGGGUUUUUUGGCAAGGAUAUGGGCUUUCAAAACACAGCUGGUCCCUCAGGGCAUCAAGCCGUGGCUUUAAGGGUCAAUGCGCUUCAAGCUGUGUUCCACAAUUGUUGGUUUGAUGGCUUUCAAGAUACACUAUAUGUCCAAGGUGGGUCCCAAUUUUUCCGCGAUUGUCAAAUCGCUGGAACUAUAGAUUUCAUCUUCGGAAACGGCGCUACCUUGAUCCAAAACUCUAGGAUCCUUGCCAAGAAGUGUGAUCCUAACCAAAUGAAUUUACUUACGGCUCAAGGCGGAGUGUCUGCAAACGAGCCCACAGGGAUUGUAAUUCAAGGUUGUGAGGUACUUCCCGACAGGGAACUCUUUCCUCUUAGGUUUAAGCUCAAAACCUACCUAGGCCGCCCUUGGAAGCCUUAUGCCAAGACGUUGUUCCUUGAGAAUAUGAUGGGAGAUUUGAUUCAGCCUGCUGGGUAUGAACCUUGGGCUGGAAAUGCAAACAUCGGGACUGCCUUUUAUGGCGAGUAUGCCAAUCGUGGACCCGGUGCCAACACUGCUAUGAGGGUCAAGUGGAAGAGUGUUAGGGUCCUAGAUAAGGCUCAAGCCCAACGCUACUCGGCUGGUGUUUUCCUCGCUGGAGCCCCUUGGGUAAGGGCUGUUGGUGUUCCUCUCAACCUUAAUCUUGCAUAACAUAAUGUGUGUAGGAGGUUAAUUAGUUCUGUAACAAUCACUUUGUUAUAUGGGCAUGAGGGUGAAGCUCCUUGUCUAAAUAUUGCAUGUACCCUAUGUUUAUGGACACUCCAGUGUACUUGUACCCUACUAACAAAUAAAUCAAUCAACAUUGACCUACCCAAAUUUUGAGUGUUAUCAACUAUGCUUUUAUUUCUUACUUGUUAUAGUUUAAACAGCAAAAGGAAAAAAGAGAACAAAAUUUGAAAGUUGUACUUUUUUUGGACUCAAGUGAUCACAAGGGCUCAAACAUACUUCACUCUUUUUUAUAUCACAAGUUAUAUGUUGACAUUGUUUAGUGAGUGGUCUUUAACCAAGAAAUAGUCAUGUGAGAGUUUUUCAAUUUAUUAAUUUUUUUUUCAAUUUUUACUUAUAUUAAAUGUACGUUGGCAUGUGGGUCAAUAUUAUUGAGAAGUGUUGCAAGUAAAAAGAAACAAAGAAAGUACUUGUUUUUACUUAAUACUGAUGGAGCUACUCAUGAGACUGAUUGAUCAGAACCUAGGCCAUGAGAACAUGGUCUACAAGUAGAACGAGGCUUCAUCGUAUAAUCGUCGUUGUUGAAGAAGCUUGUGAACACGUUCUAAAGUCUUUUCUAAUGAAGAAGCUUGUCAACAUAUCUACAACAAGACUGCAUUGUAAAGUCACACGACAAUAGUUGGAAUAGUCCAUUGUAGUUAAUCACACACAC